AUGGCUUAUUACUUAACUCGUUCGUUGUUAUCAUUACGCGCUCUUAAUCCAUUAGGAGGAUCAAUACGUGCAUUUUCUAAUAUGUACACGGCUACUUGUACAGCAACAGGCGGUCGUGAUGGUCAAGUUGUAUGUGAUGAUGAUCGAUCACACUUAGAUGUAAAAUUAACAAAACCAAAACAAAUGGGUGGCUCAGGAGUUGCGGGAACAAAUCCCGAAGAACUAUUUGCUGCUGGUUACAGUGCUUGUUUUCUAGCUGCAAUGGGCUUAGCAGCACAAAAACUUAAAACACCAUUACCAAAAUCAUCGAGCGUUAGCGCAGCUGUUACUAUUGGCAAACAUGAUAAUGGUAAUUUUGGUUUCAAAGUCGAUCUAACAGUGAAAAUCCCAAACGCAAAACAAGAAGAUGCUGAUGCAAUUACAAAAGCUGCGCAUUAUAUAUGUCCUUAUUCUCAUGCUACACGUAAUAAUGUUGAGGUUAAUAUUAAAACUACAAUAUAA
Messenger RNA from Rotaria socialis, 501 nucleotides. NCBI's taxonomy places the organism in Eukaryota, Metazoa, Rotifera, Eurotatoria, Philodinida, Philodinidae. The record is from the annotation of a GenBank genome assembly.